AUGACACUCUCUCUACAGAUUCUGAGUCUUCAACGUUUCAUUCUUGCCUUCCCCACAUCUUUCGAGAAACUUCAGCUGGAGGUUCAAUCUUCGAUCCCUGCAACUCCAAUAAAGUUUUGUGAAGAAUGGGAAAAUGGCAAGGAUUCUUCAGCGCGUACACCUUGCAGUUCUACCGUUGGACACGAUACUCAAUGUGACUCUCACUGCUCAAAGGAUGAAAGAACGAAACAGAACAUUCAUACUGUACAUGGCACUUGUGGCAAUGAGGUUGAAAUUGAUGCAGCGAGGAAAAGCAAGUCAUUACGUUUUGAAGAAUCUGAGGACGACUUGAGUUCCCGUGGAAUUAAACAAUCACCUCAUCCUACCCCAUUAAAAAUAUCUGAUGACAUGCAGACACCUGGGACUGUUUACCCUGCCACAUUCAAAAAUCAACCAAAUGGUCAUAAGCCUCGAGUUAUUAUCAACUCCCAGAUUUUGUAUUCGGAUAACCAUCUGGCUAAGAGCAUCUCUCAGUGCGAGAUACUUGAAGAAGAAGAAGAAAUUGUUCACCUUGAUCAAGACUCAGGAAAUGAAUGCAAGGUAGAAGGAAGCUUAUCAGUUAUUAAGGAGGAGAGACACAGUGGAAAGGAGACUUCACAUGAUCAGAUUCCAAACUUAUGCAAAAGUCCUACAGAGAGACCUGUCCUUGGGAUGGUUGCUGCUCACUGGAAUGAAGAUGAGAAGCUUCAGAUUCCAUCCCCAGAGUCUUGGUAUGACAAUGGCAUACCAAAUACAACGAAUAAGUACAAGGAAGAUCAGAAAGUGAACUGGCGUGCAACACCAUUUGAAGAGAGGUUGGAGAAGGCAUUGUCUGACAAGAGUUUUAUCUCUCAAAGGAACCAUGUAUGUGGAAAACUAAAUACCUUUGAGAACGAAGAUACUGAGAUAUUUCAGCUGCAACCUUCAACUCCUCCAAAUCUGUAGUCUCUUAAUCUCGUUCUGAAAAUUGUUGUAAAUCAUCUUCCCAUUAAAGGUGGCACAUAUACAUCUUUCAUGACGAUAUUUCAAAGGUAAUAUACGUUGCACACAGUGGGUGUGUUUGAUU
This is a messenger RNA of Prosopis cineraria, 1084 nucleotides long. Its product is annotated as protein JASON-like. The record is from RefSeq and is a predicted model, not a curated record. The transcript has 6 exons. NCBI's taxonomy places the organism in Eukaryota, Viridiplantae, Streptophyta, Magnoliopsida, Fabales, Fabaceae. Bases 1 to 963 code for a protein of 320 amino acids. Gene Ontology annotation, biological process: male meiosis II.